AUGAAGCCCCCCGGGGCCGUGGGGACGCUGCUGCGCGCGCUCGGCCGCCGCGAUGGCCCCGACACGCCCAGGCCGUCCCCUGCCGCGCCCCACGCGUUCCGCGAGCGGAGCCUGCGCCGGGGGGCGCCCUGCGGGGGCUGCGGGACCCCCCUGGGACCCCACGGGCUCGUCUGCAGAGUUUGCAAAGUCGCCGCCCACAAGAGAUGUGAGAGCAAGAGGCGGAACACGGCCCCGGUGCGGCGCAGCGAGCGCGUGGGCUCCUCGCUCGACAGCGCCCCCCAGCGGAGCACGCUGCCCAGGACCCCCCGCGCCCCCAGCCCCGAGCCCCCCCCGUUCCCGCAGCUGGACCUGGCCUUCGUCACCGAGCGCAUCCUGAGCGUGGCCGUGCCGGGGGGCGAGGGGGGCCCGGGGGGCACCUGCGAUCUUCAACCUGGCCGAGAAGCGCCGCGACCUCACGCGCCUGAACCCCAAAGUUCUGGAUUUCGGGUGGCCGGAGCUGCUCGCCCCCCCCCUGGAGCUGCUCUGCUCCAUCUGCAAAGCGCUCGAGGGGUGCCUGGGGGGGCACCCCGGAACGUGGCCGUGCUGCUCUGCAAGGGCAGCAAGGCCCCGGUCGGGGUGGUCGUGGGGGCGUUUCUGCACUACAGCGACGUGUGGGGCAGCCCCGAGCAGGCGCUGAACGCGCUGAGCAUGAGGAGAUUCUGCGAGGAGAAACUGGGGGGGGUCCUGCAGCCCUCCCAGCGCAGGUACACGGAGGAUUUCGGGGCGCUGCUCUCGGGGCGGCUCCGCCUGAACAGCUCCCCCCAGUUCCUGCACCACGUCCUGCUGCCCCCCCUGCCCGCCUACGACCCCCCCGACGGCUGCCGCCCCUUCCUCAAGAUUUACCAAUCGCUGCAGCUCGUCUACACCUCGGGGGUCUACAGCCCCCCCGCCUCGCAGCCGCUCUGCGUCACCCUGGAACCGGCGCUGCUGCUCAAGGGGGACGUGAUGGUGCGCUGCUACCACCGGCGGCGGGGGGGGCGCGAGGCGGUUUUUGGGGUGCAGUUCCACACGGGGACCCUGCGCGGGCCCCGCCUGAGGCUGCGCCGGGACGAGCUGGACCUGGCCUGGCAAGCAAACCCCUAA
Molecule: messenger RNA, 1122 nt
Organism: Passer domesticus (house sparrow)
Lineage: Eukaryota; Metazoa; Chordata; Aves; Passeriformes; Passeridae
Gene: TNS2
Product: tensin 2
Exons: 15
Coding region: 1-1122 (373 amino acids)
Biological process (GO): peptidyl-tyrosine dephosphorylation
Cellular component (GO): focal adhesion
Molecular function (GO): protein tyrosine phosphatase activity
Source: RefSeq, a predicted model, not a curated record